UUGAAGAGUUCCAAUUAAGUGACCGUGAAGCUCUCAAGAUGGCACUGAAGUGGGUAUCUGGGGAUCAAGUUAAAAAUGUCCUCACGUAUGAACAUUUAAUCCCUGAGAUGGAAAAGGCACUUGCCCAGUUCUCCCAGGGAUCAGUGGUUCAACCCGUAAGGACAGUAGUACCUGUCAGCAAAGCCAAUGGGUUCCUUGGUGUCAUGCCUGCCUACAGUCCAGAUCAGGAAGCCUUAGCCACCAAACUUGUCACAUUUUUUCCAAACAACAAAGAUGCACCCACCCACAACGCUGUCAUUGUUAUGUUCAAUCCAGACUCAGGAGUGCCAGAAUUGUUAAUGGACGGAGAGGUGAUUACAACGAUGAGAACUGCUGCUGUAUCCACCGUGGCAACAAAGAUUCUGUGUGGAGAUGACCCCCAGGUGUUGGCGAUUUUAGGAUCCGGGGUUCAGGCACGGUCUCACUUCCAGGCCUUGACAUCUGUAUUCUCAUUCAAAAAGACAAAUGUUUGGAGUAAAACUCCAUCAAAUGCACAGAAGCUGGCAGCGGAGAUCAAUGGGACGGCUUGCAACUCAGCAGAAAUGGCAGUUAAGGAUGCCGAUGUUAUUAUCACAGUGACUUCAUCCUCAGUUCCAGUUCUAAAAAAAGAAUGGGUCAAACCAGGAGCUCACAUCAAUGCUGUGGGUGCAUGUCGUCCAGACUGGCAGGAGAUUGACCCUGCCUUGAUGAACUCAGCAGUGCUAUUUGUGGACAGUCGUUUGGCAGCUCGUAAGGAGAGUGGGGACGUCAUACUCUCUGGGGCGGAAGUGUAUGCUGAACUAGGAGAAGUCAUCAACAAUGUAAAGGAGAAACCUAAAGGGGAGACAACUCUGUUUAAAUCACUUGGUUUGGCAGUGGAAGAUGUUUUGUCUGCAAAAUUGGUUCAGGACUUGAUAACAGACUGAUUUGAUUUGUGGUCAUUUUGGGAAAAAAAUGCCGGUAUGUCAGUACCUCUAUAAUCAGGAACCAAGUUAGCCAGGACAAUGUUAGCCGGGACAAUGCAUGCUACUUGUUGGUUUACCAGUAUAAAGGAAGCUUUUUUUUGCCGAAAACAAUGGGCAUGAUGGUAAAGUAAUCCAUUGUUCUCGGCCUUCCUAUCAGUAUGGCCAGUAUAUGUUAUUUGUGGAUUUACAGUGUAGUUGAAACUAUUUAAAUGCUGCCGGUAUGGAGAAAAACUGAAAUCUGAAAUCAGAAAUGUUUUAAUCAGCUCGGUGACAACAAGGAGACGCUGAUGUCAAUGUUUUAGAGGGAAAAUUUGAUCAUGUUGGCACCAGUAAAUUAACUUGGAUGUUUUGUGGAUUUGAUCUUUCAUCAGUUCAUGCUAAAACUGAAAGUGCUCCAUACCAAUACAAUUCAUCAGUUAGGUUUAUACUAAUUGGUAAAAAUGGUGCUUGUAAUCAGAUGAAUUUAAACAAGGAUGAACAUACUUGUUAUGGACAAUGCAAUUUACAUAUCUUGUUUUUUCUUGCAAAUAAAUAAUAUGAUCUACAAACAUGAAAUUCAUGAUUUGUUGCAAAUGGUACCUUUUAUUACCGAUAAAAAACAACAAAGACAGAAUCAUUAUGUAGAUGGCUUUAAUCUACCCACCGAAGAGACUUAUAAUUACGAGAGUGAGGAUGUCCAGUCACAUGUUACUUCACUACCGUCAAACGACCUUGAAAUAUCACAAAUAAAUAACAUGGGUUAUAUCUACAAUAGGGUCAAGCUUGCAGGAGAUACUUUUUUCAAUAAAAAUACAAAAAAAGUUUUUAAGAUUAUCAACUUUCUUUUUCAAAAUGUCUGGCUGUUAAUUCUGUAAACCAGAUAAUAUAAACACAACUAAGUUUCACUUCACAAAAAAUAUCACUAGAACUUUUAUAAGUUCAUCUUUUCAAACUUUUCAAAAUUAGUUCACACAAAUAAUUUGACAGGAAAUGAUGAGAGUAUCUGCUAGAGAAACAGUAAAUACUAGGUAUGUGGUAUUAACGGACAGUCACAACCUGCCAACAUCAUGUCCCAGAUGGCUUCAAACUGUAUAACACAAACUACCGACAUCAUGUCCCAGAUGGCUUCAAACUGUAUAACACAAAACUAUGGACAUCAUGUCCCAGAUGGCUUCAAACUGUAACACAAACUACCAACAUUAUGUCCUAGAUGGCUUCAAACUGUAACACAAACUACCGACAUCAUGUCCAAGAUGGCUUCAAACUGUAACACAAACUACCGACAUCAUGUCCUAGACGGCUUCAAACUGUAACAAACUACCGACAUCAUGUCCCAGAUGGCUUCAAACUGUAACACAAACUACCGACAUCAUGUCCUAGAUGGCUUCAAACUGUAUAACACAACCUACCGACAUCAUGUCCCAGAUGGCUUCAAACUGUAACGCAAACUACCGACAUCAUGUCCCAGAUGGCUUCAAACUGUAACACAAACUACCGACAUCAUGUCCCAGAUGGCUUCAAACUGUAUAACACAAACUACCGACAUUAUAUCCCAGAUGGCUUCAAACUGUAAUACAAACUACCGACAUCAUGUCCCAGAUGGCUUCAAACUGUAACACAAACUACUGACAUCAUGUCCCAGAUGGCUUCAAACUUCACAGCGACUUCACUUUUAGGUUGAGUUACUCUUUAUUUAAAUUGUUCAAAUCUGACAUUGGUAGUUUAAGCCGAAUUGUAUCAAAUGUUGAAGGUUCAAACAUACUGUACAAAAUAUUCACUGAACAUUAAAACUCGUGUCAAAACCUAGAAACAAGCACAGCGAUAGUAUUGGAAGUGCAUCAGACACUGAAGUGCUCGGUAAAAUUUGUGUUUUUAAAAAUGAUGCAAUAUUGGUAAGCUUUCUCUAGAUAUCAAAAUACUCCAUGAGUAAAUUGUCACAUCAAUAACAAAGCUAAGUGUGAUUAAAUUUUAAGAAAAAAAUCUUGAAAUUCAAAAAUGUCUUCAUGUUUACUACUGAGGAAAAAUAUUUAUUGGACAAGAAACCAAUUACAGUUAAUGAAAUGAUUAAAAUGUAAAUAUUCAAAUUAUCCAU
Molecule: messenger RNA, 3054 nt
Organism: Pecten maximus
Lineage: Eukaryota; Metazoa; Mollusca; Bivalvia; Pectinida; Pectinidae
Product: ketimine reductase mu-crystallin-like
Exons: 8
Coding region: 39-944 (301 amino acids)
Cellular component (GO): cytoplasm
Molecular function (GO): hormone binding
Source: RefSeq, a predicted model, not a curated record